Molecule: messenger RNA, 4996 nt
Organism: Vitrella brassicaformis
Lineage: Eukaryota; Vitrellaceae
Source: the annotation of a GenBank genome assembly
UUUGUGUGCAUCGAUGUCGACUAUUCACCACACGGACAUAUGAGCAAUAUAAUGCAAUACAAUGCAAUGCUCACACACACACGUCUGUCAGUCCAUCCAUCAACACAGACAGGCAGACAGGCCAAUACACACACAUGGACUACACACAGAGAGGAGAGAGCGCGACCGAUAUCAGCCAUUCAUCCAAAGAGAGAGGGAGGGGGAAAGCCAACGGUCGUCAGCCAUUCCACCGACAUGCGUGGCCCCCCUGUGACUGAGUGAGUGAAUGAGUGCGUCCCGCGCCACACUCAUCCAUGGCCACGCAGGCAGGCAACACACACACUCAUACACAGAUAAAGAGAGAGGCCAUUCGAUGUGUACACAUGUCAGUAACUAUGUCACCAUAUGUAUACGGACGUACAUAUGUGUGUGUACAUAUUUAUGUAUAGGUGUGUACAGAGAUCGAGGGAUACAGAGAGGGGGGAGAGAGGGGAGGCAGCCGACGUAAGGCAAUUAGGCAGCACAGGUGGACCAACGAUCGCGACACAUGCGCCACAUGUCGCGUACCGCCGUCCCACCACCAUGCACCACCACCACCACCACCACGAGUAAGUCAGGAGGGCUGGGGCGGAUCACUCCAGUGUGUAUGGCUGCGUAUACAUGACCGAGUGCCAUGCAGCAGCCGCACACGAGAUGAACUCAGGAAGCCGCCCACAGCCCCAGGGAACCAACAAGGAGGCAAAGACAACUGACUGCAUCGGAGCAGCCUGUCUGUCUGUUUGUCUGUCUGUCUGUGCGUCUGUCUGGUCCAGUGUUGUGAAUGGAUGGACCACGACUGUGAAGCACACGCUGCCACGUAUGUGUGAUGCGUGUGUGUGGAGCAAACAAUGCGCCGCAGAUGGAUCAAUGGAUGGAUGGAUGGAUGGACACACCAUACAAGAGUGUGUGGUGCGUCGACCGGUCUGUCUGUCUGUCUGUCUGGGUUCAGGCAGACAGACAGACAUGUGUGUACCCAUUCAGAGAGAGAGGAGAUGUCAAUCAUCAGCCCAACAAAAGCACCGGCCGCCCAGCCAUGCAGACGGAGAGGAGUGAGGGGCAAAACAGAUAGACACGGCAGCGCAGCCAAGGAGUGUGUGUGUGUGUGUGUGUAUUGAUUUCUGUCCACCGACACGUGCGCAUCAGUCAGUCCAUCCACAGACACACACACACACACAGACACAGCCAGGCAGUCAAUACCGCUCACACAGACACAGCCAGGCAGUCAUUUUCCAUGUGGUUCACCCAGGCAGGUAGUCAGGCCGGCAGCCAGGCACACACAUUGCGGCCGAGCCGUGAGGUCAAAACCGGCCAGCAGUGAAGGGCAACACACCAACCACAGCCAGGCAGGAAGCCACCCAGAUAGGUACAUAUCAACAGAGAGGGCGAGAGAGGGAGGGAUAUGCAGAGAGGCUGGACGGCGCAACGCAGACAGGUCGCCCACCCACAGCCAUUGGGCCAGUCAUGUGUCAGCAGCUGGUCUCUCUACAGAGUGGGCGGUAUACGAUCUCUCUCUAUCACAGACAGCCAUAAGUCGAUUCGGGCAGCCAGCAGCCACUGACAGCACUGCAAACACUCUGCUCCAGCGCACUGUGGUGUGCGCGAGUACCUGUGGUGGUCCCGUAUUGAGUUGGGUUGAUCAGUCGCCGCUCUCCUCCUCAGCUGAGGCAUUGUCACCCGUCAUGCAGACACACAGAGACCUGGAUGUGAUGCGGGUCGAUGUGAGUCUAUCUGUCGUCCGCUGUGUGCCUCUCCCCCUCGUGUGUACCUCCGCCGCCCUCUCCGUCGCUGUCGUCGUCCAUAUCAUCUCAACCGCCGCCAUGGCCGUCGGAACCUACACCACACACACACACAGACAGAGAAGAAAUGCCAUCCAUCCAUCCACACUAUGGCCACCAUAUGUGUGUCCCUCCCUCCCUCCCUCCCUCCCUCCCCCCCCUGUCCGCACUGUCAUCAUCGUCGCUGUCAUCGUCCACUUGGCCGUUGAAGACGUAUGGCGCCACAUCUGACCCCAGCGCCACACGGGCCAGCUGAGUGGUCACCGGGAAGCGGUCCUUAAAGGCACCACUUACACACACAGGCGCCUCGGUCGUCACAAUCCAAACCCUCACUGCAGACAACCAGACAGAAAUCACAUGAAAUUUGACCAGCGGAGCUGCCUGUCUGUCAGCCUGACCAUUGUCGUUUCCAUUAUCCAGAAUGAAAAUCCAUGCGACGAAUGUGUGGCUUUCGUCGGUGAUCACCAGGCAUCGCACACGACCGUCCCGGCUGCUGAGUGUGGUGGUGCAUCCGGCCACCGGUGAGUGGGGCGACUGGGUCAGGAGGCCAUCAGACGGCCGCCACCAACACGCCUGAACCAACCACACACAUACACACACACAAUCACACACGCACCCCUCUCACCCACUGGUGCCAUUGAUGUGUUACCUGUUGAGGAGUAUUCCUGUGCGAUUGAUCUGGUGAGUCUUGAGGAAGUGGUUCAUUACCAUGCCCUUAGCGAAGGACCACACCGAGGAAUCGGUGCACGGGAGACCGUCCGACUCCCAUGUGCCGAUGGCGCCCAAGUAGUUGAUGCGGCUCUCCACUGGGGGGUCAUGCUCCAGUCGGUGCUGCUGAUACAGAUGGUGGGCAGCGAGGGGCGGGUCGACGGUCAGCCGGAAGCCGGGCUCGUCCUUGAUGGCCCGCACCUCACCAUUGGCACGGCGGAAGAUCUGCAGGCAGCUGCGGUCACCGAAGUCGACGUGGCGGCCGGCCACCAUGAGCUGCGCCAACACACGAGCUACCGACAGAUACGCCUACACCAUACAGACAGACAGAGAGGGAAUGCACGAGGCCUCUCCGGUCUCUCCCACCCCUCUGUGUGUGUGUGCAUGUCUUACCGUCUUGCUGGCGUGUGUGCGAAUGUCAUCUGCCAUGAGGAUGACAGGCAGUGUGCAGUAGCGGUACUGGCUGGCCCACUGCAGCACCUCCCUCGUCUCAUCCCACCGCCCGCCCUCCUCGGCGAUCCACACCGCCGCCAUGAGCUCACCCAUCCCCAGCGAUGGGUCGAACUGCACCAGCUGCAGCUGCUGAGUGUUGAUGCCAUCUCCGUCACGGCUCAGCGAGUGGUCGAGGCGGUUGCGCAGCUGGGCAGAUGAGAAGGCUUUUCUGAAGCAUGGUGCGGUGGCCCUCAGCUGAAGUGUGGUGCUGAUGUCGGGGAUGCAGCAUCGGUCGUCGACGAAGAAAUGGGCAAGGGGAUGGUCCUUGUUGCUAUCCUGCAGACGGCACACACACACGUCAAGGCACAUCUGGCGCAUUUCGGUCGGCUGUGUCACGCCCACCUGCUGCUGCUGCUGCUGCUGAGGGUGGUUGUGGACCGCGGGUUGCUCGGAUGAGGGUCGUCGCCAACACCAUGACCACACACGGCAGCAGAUGUGCCACAUGAGCACCAUCCACCACACAGACACCUACAUAAUGGGAACCAUCGCAACACUCACUCUUCAAGUCAGUUGUGUCACACCCACCUGCUGGUGCGGGUAGCUGUGCGUCGAUGCGACGCUGUGGCGAUCGGGCGAGGCGAACAACUCAUCCACUGCAUCCGUCACUAACUGGACGAAGGACACAAACGACACACAAUGAAACCACCGCGUUGGUCAUUCUGCUAUUCUUAUGACAUGGUCACCCCUUUGGUGGUCUGUGUGUCGCGCCACAGCAGCCGCAGCAUCCUCAGGGUCGCUAUGCCAGACUCCAACGCCGCCUCGCUAAACGAACUCUCAGCCACAAGGGCCGCACUCUGACGGACAUUGACCCCCCCAGGCCAUCACACACAUCGUCGCACAUCAUGACACGUGGUGCUCCUUCGGCUGACCCAAAUGCGGCCCGCUAUCUGGUCCUGGUUGGCCUUGCGUGUGAUGUAGACGGCCGUGGCGGCCAGCAGGCGGACAUCGCACCCGGCCAAAUCGACGUCACACAUCGAGAGAAACUGUGGACAAACACACAAAAGGGCAAGGACAGACAUGGAUAAGCCAUUCGAUGGCUGGAGGUGUCUGUGUGUGGCUAACGGACCGGCUUACCAUGAGGUAUUUGGCGACUGAGAACAGGCGGCCGUGGGUGUCCAUGCCGGCGGCAGUGAAGAGCCUCUCCAGACACUCCAGCCCGCAGUCAGAUCUAUCGGCCAUCGCUCGGCCCACCAGCUGCACACACAGACAGCCGAACAAAUGUCCGGUGUGCCUGUCUGUGUGUGUGACGUCAAAGCACCCGGGUGUAUGUCGGCUGAAUGGGCACAUCAGCGACACUGACCAGCCGCACCGCCCGCAUGACCGUCGUGUCGCCGCAGCCAAUCCGUGACGCCCUCCCAACUAACUGGUUCACCCAGACGGCUGCACCACCAGACACACACACACACAGGAACACAUCAGAAAUGGAUUUGUGAAUCGUUCGUGUGUCGUCCGGGUGGGCGGACCUCUCCGCUGCGGCCACUUCAUCUGCCGUCCUACCAGACAAACACACAGCAUCACACCGACGUGCAGAUCUGUCAUUCCCGCCAUCAGGUCGUCCCAUUGGCCUCACCUUAAACACAUUAGUCAACCAACCAACGAUGCCCUCCGACAUCGCCCCAGGCGUCUCACCGAUGGAUCCCAGCCAUCAGGGCGCCUCGUGAAGGCCUCUGCUGUCCUCAAAAGAGGCCGGGGAGGCCCGGAACAGGCCACAGAUCAAUCCACACAAGGCUCGCCGAAUCGAAGCCACGCAAACUGUCCUCAAUCGCCGUGUGCAGAUGCCGCUCUGCACACGCCGAAUCGCCCGGUCCUACAUCCGAACGAUCUUCGCCCGAAAACGAUAAACUUCAGGGUUCGAAGGGUCAAAGGGUUUCAUACCCUACAGCCUCCCGGACAGUCUGUGCGUUGCGAGCGUGACGCACUCGGCCGAGAAUGGGUCACUCGAGUCAUCCUCUCGCUUGCUGCGGUGAGAUGGUGGCCCAUUGAGCUUACAGACAUCGGAGGUG